AUGGAAGUGUACAAGUCGUAUUACUUUGAAACAAAACAUCAACGAAUAUCCUCCGCUACAUAUCUUCGUGAAUUACUAUAUUCCAUGUUUACCAUUCUCCAAGCGACCAAAGAUUCUUACAUUCCUCAUCCGGUACCGAAAUUCCCUUUAAGGCCUAACAUAAGCCAACGAGAAAGUAUUGGCUAUUAUAUUAUCCUUACAUGGCAAGAAAUCCAUGGGAAACUUUUACAGAGCUUGGAAGAAGAUAGCCUUCCUACGUGGACGCUUGAAGAAUUAAAUAUUUGGUGGGGAAUGGUUAGACUACUUCACCUAUGCUUAAUGGAACUUGCAUUUAAAAAUGGAUGGGGAGGCUUCUUCAAACACAAGGCAGAUAACGCCGAAACUCUUUUAAAACUAUUCAAACAUUGUGAAAUGUCAUUUAAGAAAGAUUCAUCUUAUGCGAAUGCGGUACAUAUUAGUAUUAAUGAAUUACAAGGUGAUUUGAAACCAUGCAAUUUGGAACAAGUGAAAGGGUUACUUCCGGUCAUAGAAGGAAAAGUCUUGUUACACUCUCAACAUGAUUUUAACAAUUUAUUCGGUAUCGAAGAAAGCUUCUUGUUCGAAGGAACUAAAAUCUCUAACGAAAAUCUUAAAGAGGUCAAUAAUUUGAGAAUAUUAAUUGGUAGAGUACAGGAUCAUAUUAAACCGUUGAUGUUGUUAUUACAAAGAUAA
Funneliformis mosseae is the source of this 711-nucleotide messenger RNA. The record is from the annotation of a GenBank genome assembly. NCBI's taxonomy places the organism in Eukaryota, Fungi, Glomeromycota, Glomeromycetes, Glomerales, Glomeraceae.